UGGCCUGUCAGUGGUCCAGCUGGUUGCCAUGGAGUCCGUGCUCGGCCAGCUGUGGUACCGGCCACCAAAGCUCUACCAGGACGGUUCUGCAGCCCAGCCUAUAUGGAGGAGCCCCGUGUGAAGGCUUGAACAUCCGAACUAGAAGCUGCGUUGCUCCUGACUGUGAAUGCCCUGAGGGGGAGCAGUGGAAGAGGAGCCUGUCAGAGGAGGCCCCGCUGUGUGAGAGAAGCUGCCAGGACAUUUACUCCACCUCCCCUGUCAACUGCAGCCGGUCCGCCGAAGGCUGCGUGUGUCAGGAAGGGCUUUACCGAAACCUAGAGGGCGUGUGUGUCAUCCCGGCCCUGUGCCCCUGCCAUGACCAGGGCAUCGUGCGAGAGGCAGGAUCGGAGUGGGAAGAGGGCUGCCUAACAUGCACCUGCAUGAACGGAAGGAAACUUUGCCAGACGAGGUGUCCUCCGCUCCAAUGUGAAGAGGGUGACGUUAAAGUGGAGGAACCAGGCAGCUGCUGUCCAGUCUGCAGGAAGCUGUUCCCAGGUGAGCCUGUGGCGGAGUGCAAGCGCUACGUUGAGGUGCGGAACAUCACCAAGGGAGGCUGUCGGCUUGACAACGUGGAGGUCAGCUUCUGCAGGGGGCGCUGUCUGUCCUGGACGGAUGUCAUCAUGGAGGAGCCCCACCUUCGGUCCGAGUGCGAGUGCUGCAGCUACAAGCUGGACCUGGUGAAACCGGUCCGUUUCCUCAGCCUGCAGUGUGAGAGCGGAGAAAGUGAGCAGGUCUUCCUGCCGGUCAUAACCAGCUGUGAGUGCACCAGCUGCCACGGAGGCGACUUGUCCAGACGUUGAGUGAAUGUGUGGCCUGAUAGAGAGAGUGUGUGUGUGUGUGUUGAUGAGUUUGGGUCAGGUAGAGAAGAAGCAGUCUGAACCCCAUGCUGAGCGAGAGCGGGAUUCUCAGUGCCAACUCUCUGAUAGUUGGAUGCGUCUGGGAUGAACAGAUGGGAGGACAGUCGAGUGGAAUAGGUUCCUGUUGAAGGAUGAGAUGCUCACAUUGUUUUUUAAAUCCUAGUUUCAGGUUCUUGUUUCUUCGUCCUGUACAGUCGUUUUCUACCGUGUAUUUAUAGUUUGAUCUCUGUAUGACUUGUUAUGCGUUAAGAGAUGUUUGCUGUCAGUUUUUCUGCUUCCUACUGUUAAACUUCCCAUUAAAAAUGUUUUUUAUUGGAGAAAUC
Messenger RNA from Cyprinodon tularosa, 1219 nucleotides. RefSeq names its product SCO-spondin-like. Lineage: Eukaryota; Metazoa; Chordata; Actinopteri; Cyprinodontiformes; Cyprinodontidae. The record is from RefSeq and is a predicted model, not a curated record. Gene Ontology annotation, cellular component: extracellular matrix. The annotation marks the transcript as partial. The transcript is spliced from 7 exons. Gene Ontology annotation, molecular function: protein binding.